Messenger RNA from Fusarium sp. VM40, 2667 nucleotides. Lineage: Eukaryota; Fungi; Ascomycota; Sordariomycetes; Hypocreales; Nectriaceae. The record is from the annotation of a GenBank genome assembly.
AUGGCGUACUCAUUGGCGACCUCCUUUAUGGGAGACUCUCUCAUCUCUGGCUUCGAAUUUUUCAACGGCACUGAUCCUUCCAAUGGAUUCGUACAAUACCAGGACCUAAGAGGUGCCUGGAAAUAUGGCCUUUACUCCGUGGAUCCUUUUAGCGAAAAUGUUCGACUUAGACCCGACUCUAUCAACAAAUUCGGAUUGGACGAAGGAAGGCCAAGUGUUCGACUCGAAAGUAAGGAGUCCUACCAAUACGGGCUUUUCAUUGCGGAUUUCCAACACAUGCCCAUUUCUCAAUGUGGUACCUGGCCAGCUUUCUGGGCAUAUGGAGCUAAUUGGCCUAUGGGCGGCGAAGUCGAUAUCCUUGAGGGUGCCAACCUCGCAUACACCAACAUCAUGUCUGCACAUACGGCCGAAGGUUGUAUGUUGGACCCAGCAGACUCCAGUCUCUUCUCUGGCGAACGUCUUGGCCUAGAUUGUGGUGUUGGUAGUGACAAUGUCGGAUGUGGUUUUCGCCCUCCUGAGAGCGAUACUUCCUCUUAUGGCGAUGCCUUCAACGCCAUUGGUGGGGGUGUAUACGCUAUGGAAUGGGAUUCAGAGUACAUCUCAAUUUGGCACUUCCCACGAGGUGCAAUCCCGUCUGAUAUCGAGGCCAAGAGACCUGAUCCCCGCAGAUGGGGAAUUCCUCAAAGUCUGUUCGGUGGUUCAAAGUGCAAUGUGGACGACUACUUUAAUGACAUGAGGAUUGUCUUGAACAUUAACUUCUGCGGCGACUAUGGCGAGGGAACUUGGAGAGAUUCUGAGACCUGCAGAUCUCUCGCUCCAACUUGUCGUGAAUAUGUUGCGAAUAACCCCACGGACUUCCAAGACGCCUAUUACGACGUUAGCUACAUUGAUGUCUACACGCGCAUAGCGGGAUCUAUCCCACCUGUUAUACCUUCGUCGUCCAGUGAGACUUCUACUCAGAUCUCGGAGCCAAACCCCAACACUCCAAUUUCUGGAAACCCCCCGUUUCCUAGCACAGGUUUCCCGAGCAACUCUUCCACGACCGCUCGUCCAAACCCCAGCGGGAAACUUUCUCAGUCAGAGGAACCCACCACGACAACGACUACCACGGGAAUUUCAUCAGUCUUGGUUACUAUACCCGGCUCUGGCACUGUUAGUCCAACUGUUAGCCCUAUUCCUGUCGCCACGGGUGGUCGUUCGGUGAAUCCAGCCAAGGUUGGAGAUUAUUCGUACCUCGGCUGUUUUGGUUCGCAGGCUGGUUUCCAGACUUUCGACCUGAGUACCGAGAGCGAUGAUAUGACCAUUGAGCAGUGCGUUGAUUCUUGUAAUGGUUUAACUUACAUUGGUAUCUUUGAAGGAUCAUGUUACUGCGCCUCCAAGCUCAACGCCGACACCCGUGCUGUCCGGAAUGAAACGUCUUGUAAUCGUCCCUGCCCAGGCGAUGAUGAGCAGUUCUGCGGUGGCAUGGUCUCUCAGAGCACUAGCACCAGGUCCAGACGAAGCGUCCCUCUUCGUCGAGACGCCCCAAACAACAUCCUUCUUACAGUUUAUGCCGACAUUUCUGAUGCCGACCAGCCUGAAGUACCACCUGCUAUGGGGCCUGUUGCUGCUGGAACUACAUCAGUCAGCGGUGGUGUUGUCGACAGUCCAGUUAGCUCAGCUGCUGCGAGUGACCAGGAUAGCUCAAAUACGCAAGACGACUCAAGUGCUCAAAACGAACCAACCCUGUCUAAUUUGGUUGGCCUGACCGCAUCCAACGACCUGACUGAUACUGGUUCCGUGCCCCCUACAACCAAAAUGGGUGCUGAUAUUACGGAUGCUACUGAUGUUGCACCAGUAGUUGGUACUGCUGUGGCCACUGAAGCAGCGGCUCUUGAUCCUGCCGUGGCUACCGAUACCGAUGGCACAAUUGAUGCAGACGCAGAUCCUGUGGUGGUUCUUGGCACUGCUUCAAACGGCCAGGUGAUUGAAGCUACCGGAGCUUUUGUUGAUGCCAACCGCGAGACAGUUAUAAGCACAAUAUCUUACUUUACUAUACUGCCUUCUAACCCAGGAUCACUCGUCCCCCAAGAGAGCGUUGUUACUAUGCAGUACGAGCAAUGCGAUUAUUGCAAGACCCCAACGCUGAUCAAGCCACCAAUGGCCACGAGAGUGGUUGAAUGCGACGGUUGUGGUACAAAUGGCGAGAACACCGUUACCCUGACCAUUCCCGUUUCCGUUACUGUUACCGUCCCUGGUGGGAACUCAACUCAAGCACAGCAGACCAACAACGCCGAUGCAGUGGCUACAUCGGGAGGCAAUACUGUCCCUCCUGUAGUACCAAGCGGAAUGGAAAGCGAUGGCGAGGGUGGUGAAUCAUCUCCCGACGUAACAACUAUCGUUAUAACAUACCUCACGACCCGCAUCAUCACGUAUGGUACCUCUACAAACUCAGUUACCACCGAGACAAGGACAGCCCGACGGACAGUCGUUGUCACCAUAGCCAAUACUGGUGGUGAAAUGAGCAUCCUACCUGUUCCAUCGCCUAGACAGCCAAACACACCAGUCACUCUUGCUACACCGACACCUGGCGCACCCGUUGUGGUUUCAGGAGCCUCGUCGAGAAGGGAUGACAUAAGUGUUUAUUUUGCCAUUUUGGCCAUGGCAAUUUUGGCUGUGAUGUUGUAA